This is a messenger RNA of Acromyrmex echinatior (Panamanian leafcutter ant), 3515 nucleotides long. It is a transcript of the gene Sarm, whose product is annotated as sterile alpha and armadillo motif. Gene Ontology annotation, molecular function: protein binding; signaling adaptor activity; NAD+ nucleosidase activity. NCBI's taxonomy places the organism in Eukaryota, Metazoa, Arthropoda, Insecta, Hymenoptera, Formicidae. Gene Ontology annotation, biological process: signal transduction; negative regulation of MyD88-independent toll-like receptor signaling pathway; response to axon injury. Gene Ontology annotation, cellular component: dendrite. The record is from RefSeq and is a predicted model, not a curated record.
GAUAGAGGAUUAAACAUGCUACACAAGCAUGGAAGCAGGUCACAUGGUGCUGUGUAUAAAGGCAGAGGCGCUUUUUUAAAAUCCAUGUCAGAAUUCCCGGUGGAGGGAGGCGAAAACAUGCAUACUGCCAUGGAGAAUUUUCAAAAGAAGAACCUGGUGACUGGCAGGACGCAUCACGUCACUCAUCAUCCGCAGGUCACCACCACGUCGUCGCAGAUGCUGACGACAAAUCAGAGCCAACAUCAGAGUAGUAGCAGCACCAGUACCAGUACUAGCAGUAGCAGCAGCAGCAGCAGUACGAGCAGCAGGGUGGCCAAGUCCUCACAGAGGAUUCUCACCUCGUCUUCGUCGAGUGAGAUGAAGGCGAGCUCCAUGAAGAGUGAUCUGACGGAGCUCAAACGCGGCAUCUCGGAGAUGAAGAACAUCUCGACCAACUUUUCACAACGGCUGCGCAGCAGCAUGGAGAACCUCGUAGACAGUCCGGAUACAGAUACGCCGCCACCUGUCAACGAUGCUGUCACGUUGGCGGGCGGUUCUCCGUCCCAAUUGAGUUCCCUGAACUCACUGAACAAUCUUCAUCACAGCAUGAGCCCCCCGAUGAAUAUACCGAGCAUGCCAAACCUACCUGCUGGUCAGGAAACUAUGAAGUUCGAACAGAAGAAAAUGACCAGCGCUUCAAAAACAAAGGUCGUCACGGAUGGAUUUAGUGCUGAAAAAGCGACGGCGAAUAGUGCAGAAAUGAGGGCCCUGCAAGCCGGUGAUGUCUCAUACAAGGAACAGAGCGCAGCAACGGCGGCGAGGCAAUUAACGAGGCUGCUGGCACGGGGUCUUUUUCCAAGUCUGAGACCCCGCAGCAACGCGAUGCAACGUGAUUAUCCUCAUCCUCGGAUCUCGGGCAAUCAGGUCACUUCACAAAUGGAGCAAAGAAGCUUGAAGGCUGGCGAUCUCUCGCAUCAAGAGAGUAACAAUAUGGCAGCAUCUACCAUGAAGCUUCAGAGCGAUUCUUUUACUUCCGAGAAGAAAGCGAUGGCAGCGCAACAGCAGCGACAGACAGUCACUUCGACCGGCAUUUUCAACCACGAAAAGCACAUGGCCUCGAGCUCACAAUCGAGCAUCACGAUCGCGUCCAAGUCGGGCGUGAGUUCAUCCAAAUCGAUGAUCAGUGCUGCGAGUGCGGUUAAUCAACUGAUGAACGGCAUGCGACCACCGACCGCUGAGGAUGAGCUUUUAUCUUUACCGUUGGAUGACUUGGAUCUACUUUGCUCCAAGUCGAAUCCGCAAGACGUGGACUGUGCCAUCGCCAAGUAUUGCAGCCUGCUCGACAGCUUCGUGGAGCGAUUGAAGGUGAGCGCCGACAGUGGCAAGAGCAGUAACAGCGGCAGCAAAGGGCCACAACUGUUGAACAGGGUGAACGAGAUCAUCCGGAAGGCUUGGGCAGUGCCUACACAUGGCCAUGAGCUGGGUUAUACCCUGUGCAACACUCUGAGGACGCGCGGCGGUCUUGAUCUACUCAUGUCAAAUUGCGUGGCGAAUGAUCGCGACUUGCAGUUUUCAUCGGCCAGAUUACUGGAGCAAUGCUUGACUACGGAGAACCGCGCUCACGUGGUGGAGAAUGGCCUGGAGAAGGUAGUGAAUGUCGCAUGCGUGUGCACGAAGAACGCCAAUUCGGUAGAUCACGCGCGCGUCGGCACUGGGAUACUCGAGCAUUUGUUCAAGCACAGCGAGGGCACCUGCAGCGACGUCAUCAGACUAGGUGGUUUGGACGCGGUGCUAUUUGAGUGUCGAAAAAAUGACGUGGAGACUCUGCGCCAUUGUGCAGGUGCGUUAGCGAACCUAUCGCUGUAUGGUGGAGCUGAAAAUCAAGAAGCGAUGAUCAAGCGGAAGGUGCCAAUGUGGUUGUUCCCGCUUGCUUUUCACAACGACGACAAUAUCAAGUAUUACGCCUGUCUGGCGAUCGCCGUGUUAGUCGCCAACAAAGAGAUCGAGGCAGCCGUCCUCAAGUCCGGCACCCUCGACCUCGUCGAACCUUUCAUCACGUCGCACAAUCCUUACGAAUUCGCUAAAUCGAACUUAGCGCACGCACAUGGUCAGAGUAAGAACUGGCUGGAGCGGCUUGUGCCGGUCCUGAGCUCUAAGCGGGAGGAGGCUCGCAAUCUGGCGGCCUUCCACUUCUGCAUGGAAGCAGGUAUCAAGAAGCAACAGGGCAAUACUGAUAUCUUCCGAACAAUCGGCGCGAUCGAGCCGUUGAAGAAAGUAGCCAGUUGUCCGAAUGCGAUUGCGUCCAAGUACGCGGCACAAGCUUUAAGAUUAAUCGGCGAAGAAAUUCCGCAUAAACUCAGCCAGCAAGUGCCUUUAUGGUCCACUGAGGACGUCCGAGAAUGGGUGAAGCAGAUCGGUUUCGCCGAGGUAGCCCCGAACUUUGUGGAAAGCCGAGUGGAUGGCGACUUGCUAUUGCAGUUGACGGAGGAGAAUUUGCGCGAGGAUAUCGGCCUGACCAACGGUAUCAUGCGUCGCAGAUUCGCCCGUGAGCUGCAAAACCUGAAGAAAAUGGCUGACUACAGUAGUCGCGACACCGGUAACUUGAAUAGCUUCCUGCAGUCGAUUGGCCAGGAGUUCUCCAUCUACACGUAUAGCAUGUUGAACGCCGGGGUAGACAAGGAUUCGAUACGAAAUCUCUCGGAGGAUCAAUUAUUGGCGGAGUGUGGCAUCACCAACAGUAUCCAUCGGCUCAGGAUACUUGACGCCAUCAAGAAUAUGCAGCACAACCAAUUCAGCUCGUGCGAGUACGAAUCGCCUGACAAAUCCCUUGACGUCUUCGUCAGUUAUCGUAGAUCGAACGGCUCGCAACUGGCGAGUCUGUUGAAGGUACAUCUACAGCUGCGGGGCUUCACGGUUUUCAUUGACGUCGAGAGGCUCGAGGCCGGCAAGUUUGACAACAACUUGCUACAGAGCAUCAGGCAGGCCAAGCACUUCCUCCUCGUACUUACACCCCAGGCUUUGGAGAGGUGUAUACAAGACAGCGAGUGCAAGGAUUGGGUACAUAGGGAAAUUGUUGCCGCGCUGCAAUCACAAUGCAACAUAAUCCCGAUCAUUGACAAUUUUCAAUGGCCGGAACCUGAAGAACUUCCUGAAGACAUGCGCGCAGUUUGCCAUUUUAACGGUGUUCGUUGGAUUCACGACUAUCAAGACGCCUGCGUAGACAAAUUAGAAAGGUUUAUGCGAGGUGAGAUACCUAUGAGAUCUGAUCUGUCCAGCGGAAUUCCGCGCAGCAUGGCUCCCAAGGACGUGACCCAACCGAGCACACCAGCUAACGCGAAUAUGCGACAGCCGCCGAACUAUCAGCGAAUGCACAGCAACGAAAGCAGGGGCAGCGACAAGGAUUCCACGGGCGGGCGAGACUGACUAGACGGCCCGCCCACAGCCAUAUCGAGCAGACUUAGAAAGUCGUCGAGUCCAUCCCGUUGGUUGAUGGGCCUACCACCCACGUCGCCGCGUUUCAAGUUCAUGUACACGCA